Messenger RNA from Lolium perenne, 806 nucleotides. RefSeq lists its product as uncharacterized. Gene Ontology annotation, molecular function: DNA-binding transcription factor activity. NCBI's taxonomy places the organism in Eukaryota, Viridiplantae, Streptophyta, Magnoliopsida, Poales, Poaceae. The record is from RefSeq and is a predicted model, not a curated record.
UCUCUCUCACACACACUCACACGCACGCAAAAGGCAGCUACUCCUGCAAUGGAACACCUAAACAGUCCGCAGGAAGAUGAGCUCGAGCUCAGCCUCCAGCUAACCCUCCACACGCCGGCCACGGCGCCGGAGCCCGGCGGCUUCUUCAUCUGCGUCUACUGCGACCGCAAGUUCCGUAGCUCGCAGGCGCUCGGCGGUCACCAGAAUGCGCACAAGCACGAGCGCAGUCUCGCCAAGCGCAGGCGGGAGAUCGCCGCCGCCACGCGCGCGCACAGGGCGGUGCUGAACGGCAAGUCGCCCGGCAGCGGCAGCGGUGAUAACUUCUUGUCGGCCGCGGGGAAGGCGAGGAGGACGGAGGCGCGGAACGGUGCUUCUGCUACUCUGGUGCCUCAUGGCAUGCCUCGCAAGCGCGGCAGGAGUUCGUCGGAGCACGGCUACGGAACCCUCGACGGCGCUGACGAGUUGGACCUGUCUCUCAGGUUAUGAUGGCUAUACUGAUUCGUUUCUCGAUUGCGCAUGUACCUUAAUUUACAUAAUUGCAUUAUCAUCCUCUAAGCUAGUUCUCUGGGUAUGUCGAGGCCUCCUCUUGUUUGUUUGAAGCUCGUGUUUGUGGGAAUCAUCGAACUGUUCCCCUUCUAGUUGCGCUUGUCUGAUCGACGGGAAUUCAUUGGCUAGAAAGACAGUUUAGUGAUUUACAUUUAAAGAUUUGUGUAUCUUUGCUCUAAUUUGCUUAUAUGGUCUUCCAUUCAAGAGGUUCAAUAUUUUGGGAAGAUCCCUCAAGUGGUACUCAAAUUGUGCAUAUUCCA